Messenger RNA from Durio zibethinus, 1901 nucleotides. It is a transcript of the gene DTX35, whose product is annotated as detoxifying efflux carrier 35. Gene Ontology annotation, biological process: xenobiotic detoxification by transmembrane export across the plasma membrane. Gene Ontology annotation, molecular function: antiporter activity; xenobiotic transmembrane transporter activity. Lineage: Eukaryota; Viridiplantae; Streptophyta; Magnoliopsida; Malvales; Malvaceae. Gene Ontology annotation, cellular component: membrane. The record is from RefSeq and is a predicted model, not a curated record.
UGAGAUCUGAACUGGUAGCAAUUAAUGUCAUAAACGUGCGUAACUACUAAUGGCUUGUAGGAUAUAUGAGUUGGAAUGAAUAUGAUAUUUUUGAGAGUUGAGAGUUAGUGUUGCUUGUAACUUGUUAGUAGUAAUUCGUAGUAACAAACAGGCCAAAACCAUUGGAAGACUUAGCCUGAGAAGCGGGCACAUUCAACCCAAUCAAAUAUCUCCUCAAAAUCAAUACCUUCUUUCGCACUUGUCUCCAACCUGCAGGGCCAACUCUCAGCCGACAAAUGGAGACGACGCCACUGCUAAACGGGGCACCAUCUACGACUAGUACGUUAACGCUGUUGGAGAAUGGAGACUAUGCGCCGCUGAGGAGCUUCAAGGAAGCGAAGUCGGUGUUUUGGAUAGAGACGGUGAAGACGUGGAAGAUUGCAGGUCCCAUUGCUUUCCAAAUAAUAUGUCAAUAUGGUACCAACUCUUUUACUAAUAUAUUCGUCGGCCACAUCGGUAAUGUUGAACUCUCUGCAGUCACCAUUUCUCUUACUGUCAUCGGAACUUUCUCUUUCGGCUUCAUGCUUGGCAUGGGGAGUGCACUUGAGACACUUUGUGGUCAAGCUUUUGGUGCAGGACAAGUACACUUGCUUGGGGUUUAUAUGCAAAGGUCCUGGAUUAUCUUGCUUGCCACCUGUUUCAUUCUUUUGCCGUUUUACAUUUUCGCCACCCCAAUACUUAAACUUCUUGGCCAAGAAGAUGAGAUCGCUGACCUGGCUGGGCAGUUCACUAUACUUACCAUCCCACAAUUGUUUUCACUUGCCAUUACCUUCCCUACUAUAAAGUUCCUUCAGGCUCAAAGCAAGGUUAACGUGCUAGCUUGGAUUGGUUUUCUGGCUCUGCUUCUCCACAUUGGAAUUCUAUGGCUCUUCAUUAAUGUGUUCGGUUGGGGUACAACUGGUGCAGCCAUAGCAUUUGACAUCACCAGCUGGGAGAUCACUUUAGCUCAAUUCGCCUAUGUUGUUUUUUGGUGCAAAGACGGAUGGCAUGGCUUUUCAUGGUUGGCAUUCAAGGAGAUAUGGGCCUUUGUUCGACUCUCCAUUGCCUCAGCUGUGAUGCUUUGCCUAGAGGUUUGGUACAUGAUGAGCAUGAUUCUUCUUGUUGGUAACCUUAAUAAUGCAGUGAUUGCAGUCGGUUCCCUUUCUAUAUGUCUGAAUUUGAAUGGGUGGGAAGCCAUGUUGUUCAUUGGAAUAAACGCUGCUAUGAGCGUUCGGGUUUCCAAUGAGCUUGGAUUGGGACAUCCAAGAGCAGCCAAAUACUCUGUAUAUGUUACCGUGCUUCAGUCUCUCUUCAUUGGGCUUUUCUGCAUGGUUGUUCUUGUUAUAACCAGGGACCACUUUGCUGUCAUUUUUACUAGCAGCGAAGAAAUGCAACGAGCUGUUGCUCAUCUGGCAUACCUUCUUGGUGUGACCAUGGUUCUUAACAGUGUUCAGCCUGUGAUAUCAGGUGUUGCUGUUGGCGGAGGAUGGCAGACAUUGGUUGCUUAUAUUAACUUAGGUUGUUAUUAUGUUUUUGGUCUUCCGCUCGGCUACCUACUUGGUUAUAAAGCAGACUUAGGAGUGAUGGGACUUUGGGGAGGUAUGAUAGCUGGAGCUGCUUUGCAAACCUUGCUUCUCUUGAUUGUUCUCUAUAGAACCAAUUGGAACAAGGAGGUGGAACAAACAACGGAACGAAUGAGGCUGUGGGGUGGCCAAGACAUCAGUACUGACAGGAUAAAUAAUAGCAUAUGAGAUCAGUUGUUAAAAGAAUGACAAUAUAGAUAUUAGCCUUUAGCAGCAGUUUCGUUUUAUUUCUGGUUAGUUGAUAUUGAAUACUGUCACAAGAUGACAUGAAUCCCUGUUUUUGUCCCUCGUGACUUUUAU